ACCACAGGCAGUUCAGAAAGGUUUCUUGUUUUGGAUUUGAAAAAACUGUUCCUUUGAGUAAUUUUACUGGCUCUGGUUCAGUUUUACUUUACAAACCAAACAGAAUUAUUUUCAUCAGUGUUUUGAUCCAUCAGGCCAGUGCUGCAGCAAUGCAUCAGUUCAUUUCCAUGAUGUUUUCACUGCUAGUCAUUACUGGACUGCAGGUGAGUGUUGAGUCCACAGGAACACGUUCUGAGCGAAGCAUGGACAGAAGUUACAGAUCAGAGCUGACUGUGCCGAAUGGAGGGAGAUGGGGGUCGUGGGGUCCGAGGGAAAUGUGUCCAGCUGGAAUGUAUGCUGUAGCAUUCCGUCUAAAGGUGGAAUAUCGUACUCUAGGGGAUGACACCGCACUCAAUGGGAUUCGCCUAUACUGCAUUGAUGUGUCUAAAGUCUCAAACUCUAUUCGUGACUACGCCUCAGUUCAGUCAGAUGUGGGCAGCCAGGGUCGGUGGACUGAUAUCAAAUGGUGUCGUUCUGGAUUGAUGACUGCUUUUAAACUGAAUGUCGAAAGGCCUCAAGGAGAUGGUGACGAUACGGCCGCAAACAACAUCAUGUUCCAAUGCAGUCAUGGGCCUUCUGUAGUGGGUGAAGGCACAAGCUGGGGCGACUGGGACUACUGGAGUAAUACAUGUGACGGAAAAGGGAUUUGUGGUAUCCAGACACGGGUAGAAGAGUCACAGGGACGAGGAGACGACACCGCUCUCAAUGAUGUGCGCAUGUACUGCUGCGAUUAAGUUGUUAGAGGAC
Messenger RNA from Sinocyclocheilus grahami, 786 nucleotides. RefSeq names its product vitelline membrane outer layer protein 1-like. NCBI's taxonomy places the organism in Eukaryota, Metazoa, Chordata, Actinopteri, Cypriniformes, Cyprinidae. The transcript has 5 exons. The record is from RefSeq and is a predicted model, not a curated record. The coding region runs from base 150 to 773 and encodes 207 amino acids.